GAGAGAAGGGGGAGAGCGAGAGCAGAGCUGAGGAAAGGGUCAGAAAGUCAGCCAGCAAACCUCCAAAUACACAAACCCCGAAAGCCCGUUGCUGUUCUCCUCGACUCCCCUUCCUUCAGCUUUCUCUAGCCUCUGCUCCCAGAGCACACCUGCACACCAAGUAGCUACUAGAGCAGGACUGUGGGGGACAGCGCGACAGAGAGGUGCCAGUAAGAAGUGCUGGAUUGGGCUGGCACUGUGGAGUAGCAGGUAAAGCUGCUGCCUGCAGUGCUGGCAUCCCAUAUGGACACUGGUUCUGAUCCAGCUCUCUGCCACAGCCUGGGAAAGCAGAUGAUGGCCCAAGUCCUUGGGCCCCUGCACCCACAUGGGAGAUCUGGAAGGAGCUCCUGGCUUCAGGUUGGCACAGCUCUGGUCAUUGCAGACAACUGGGGAGUGAACCAGCAGAUGGAAGGACCCUCUCCCUAUUCUCUUUCUCUCCCUCUCUGUUUGUCUGCCUCUCUGUAAUUCUGCCUUUCAAAUAAAUAAAAUAAACCUUCAAAUAAAAUUUUAAGAAGUAUCUUAAGCAUUUGGCAGUGAAAUGGAGCUAUGUGGGUUUUUUUAAAAAACAUUUAUUUAUUUGAAAGUCAGAGUUACACAGAGAGAGGAGAAGCAGAGAGAGAGAGAGGUCUUCCAUCUGAUGGUUCACUCCCCAAUUGGCUGCAAUGCCUGAGCUGUGCUGAUCCCAAGCCAGGAGCCUGGAGCUUCUUCCAGGUCUCCCACGUGAGUGCAGGGGCCCAAGGACUUGGGCCAUCUUCCACUGCUUUCCCAGGCCAUAGCAGAGAGCUGGAUUGGACGUGGAGCAGCCAGUUCUCAAAAUGGCACCCAUAUGGGAUACCGAUGCUUCAGGAUAGAGCAUUAACCCUCUGUGCCACAGCGCCAGCCCCCACAAAAAUUUUUAAAAGUAUUAUAAGGCCAGGGCCAAAGGCUCACUUGGCUAAUCCUCCACCUGCAGAGCCGGCACCCCAGGUUCUAGUCCCGGUUGGGGCACCGGAUUCUGUCCCCAUUGCCCAUCUUCCAGUCCAGCUCUCUGCUGUGGCCCAGGAAGGCAGUGAGGAUGUCCCAAGUGCUUGGGCCCUGCACCCACAUGGGAGACCAGGAGGAAGCACCUGGCUCCUGGCUUCGGAUUGGCACAGCGUGAUGGCCGCAGCGCCCAUUUUGGGGGUGAACCAAAGGAAAAGGAAGACCUUUCUCUCUGUUUCUCUCUCACUAACUCAGCCUGUCCAGGAAAAAAAAAAUUAUACAUUCAGGGCUGGUGUUGUUUCAUGGCAAGUUAAGCCUCUGCCUCCAGUGCCAGCAUGCCAUAUGGGUGCCAGCUCAAGUCCCAGUUGCUCCACUUCCCAUCCAGCUCCCCGCUUAGCCCUGGGAAAGCAGAAGAGGAUGACCCAAGUGCUUGGGCCCCUGCACCAUGUGGGAGGCCGGGAAGAAGCUCCUGGCUUCAGCCUGGCCCAACCCUGCCCAUUUGCUGCCAUUUGGGGAGUGAACCAGUAGAUGGAAGAUCCCUCUCUCUAUCUCUCUGUAACUAUCCCUUUCAAAUAAAUAUAAAUAAAUGUUUUUAAACAUAUUGAUUAUAUGAAUAAUUGGUGUAAAGCAUUUUGUAUAAACCCAAAUUCAAACAGAGAACACACUGUUGGUUGGAACUCUUUCCUUCAGAACAGGCAAAGAGGGGAUAAGAGCGCUUUCUGCUCCCAGCAAAACCUCCCUGGGGAGCAUCUAUCGCUGAGGUGCUCCAGGGUAUCUGGUCCCUACCCCCAGCCCGGCCACUCACUAGAACGCCACAGGAAAAGUUCCCAGUAUUUCUGACCAGCAAUUUGUAUACCUUUAACACACAUUUUAAAAACACACUGGUUGUUGUUUUGUUUUAAAUCAAAUUUGUUUAUUUAAAUAAAAUCUCAGCAGUAAAACUGGCAGCUGAGCCCACAAUCUUCACCUGGGAGGCCCCUCCCUCCCCUGUGGUCCAGAGCAGCUUCUGGAAGGGCUUCACACCCUAAGGGCACCAUUGUUCUGGGGCCUUGGAUUUUGCCUCUGGGACAGAGUGAGGAGCUGAGAGGGCUCCCCCUCCACCAUGGGCACUUUCCAAGGAUUUUCUGAAGACCUCCUAGAGCUGGGAGGCCUCUGCGAGUUGACUGAGAUGUCACACUCACAAGCUGCCAGACAGACUGGCGCUGACCCAGGACUUCUCUCACCCAGUGCUUGUUUAGAGAAAGAAGUCAGGGCCAGAACCCAAGACUUCAGAACUCCAGCAUUUAUAUUAUUU
Molecule: messenger RNA, 2293 nt
Organism: Oryctolagus cuniculus (rabbit)
Lineage: Eukaryota; Metazoa; Chordata; Mammalia; Lagomorpha; Leporidae
Source: RefSeq, a predicted model, not a curated record